This is a messenger RNA of Macadamia integrifolia, 3040 nucleotides long. Its product is annotated as putative disease resistance protein RGA3. The coding region runs from base 111 to 842 and encodes 243 amino acids. Gene Ontology annotation, molecular function: ADP binding. Gene Ontology annotation, biological process: defense response to fungus. The transcript is spliced from 2 exons. NCBI's taxonomy places the organism in Eukaryota, Viridiplantae, Streptophyta, Magnoliopsida, Proteales, Proteaceae. The record is from RefSeq and is a predicted model, not a curated record.
AAAGCCAGUGCGGCUUUGGUUACAAGAUCUGAAAGAUGUAGCCUAUGACAUUGAUGAUGUGUUAGAUGAGUGGAGCACUGAAAUUCUCAAAUCACAGAUAAAAGAAGUUGAUGGCAUUCGCAUCAGUCCGACUAAGAAGGAUAAUAGAGCUAAAAGAAAGACUAGAUGAGAUUGCAAAUGAGAAGGAUGAGUUUCAAUUUGUUGAAAAUCCUAGAAAUGAAGUUAUAGAUGAAUCAAGGAGAAGAUUAGAAACUAGCUCCUUUGUUGAUGUCUUGGAGGUAUUUGGUCGUGACAUGGAUAAAAAUAAAAUAAUAGAAAUGUUGUUAAGCGAGAGCAAUCAACAAGAAGUGGUUUCUGGAGUCCCCAUCGUCUCCAUUGUGGCCAUGCCCGGUAUAGGUAAAACAACACUUGCCCAACUCAUUUUCAAUGAUGAUAUUGUAAAAAACCAUUUCAAUAAGAGAAUGUGGAUACAUGUGUCUAAAUCCUUUGAUAAAGUGAAGGUUGCCAUGCAUAUUAUUAGAGAAAUCGGUGGGAACAUUGUCCACCAAGGUGAUCAUGAUAUUACAUGGCAAGAUGUGCAUCAUCAGUUGACUAGUUUUGUUGAUGGAAAGCACUUCCUACUUGUGCUAGAUGAUAUUUGGAAUGAGAAUCCUGAGGAGUGGGAUCCUUUGAGGCGUUCUCUCAAAUAUGGUUCUCAAGGAAGUAGAAUCAUUGUCACAACACGCAACGAGAAGGUUGCAGUCAUGAUGGGUACAACAUAUUUCCAUAGAUUAGGAGUAUUGCCUGAUGAAGCUUGUUGGUUUGUUGAGACACUAUGCCUUUGUUGGAAGGCAAAAAGAUGAGUGUGAGAAAUUGAAAGAAAUUGGCAUAAAACUUGCAAAGAAGUGUAAUAGAUUGCCUCUUUCGACAAAGACUUUAGGAAGUCUUUUGCGUUUCAAGAAAUCAAACCAGGAUUGGCAAUAUGUGUUGGAAAGCGAUGUAUGGAGUGUCGUAUCAAGUGUUGAUAAAUCAGUCUUGCCAGCUCUGUUACUAAGCUUUUAUGACUUGCCCUCAAAUUUGAAGCAAUGCUUUGCAUGUUGUUCUCUUUACCCAAGAAGUUAUUUUAUCAACAAAUGGAGCAUAAUCCAACAAUGGAUGGCACAAGGCUUUCUUAAUGACAGUUUGGCGGCAAGCGGUGAAGAUUUGGAUAUAGUUGGUGAUGAGUACUUUAAUAAUUUGGUAAUGCACUCAUUUUUUCAAGAAGUCGAUAAAGAUUCAAAAGGCAGGAUAGAAUUUUGUGAAAUGCAUGAUCUCAUCCAUGAUUUUGCAAAAUCGCUUGUAGAGAAUGAAUGCUUUACUUUGACGAUUAAAGAUACUAAUGCUCAGGAAUUCAAUUUCAGUAGGGCCCGUCAUUUAUAUCUAUUAAUAGAAGAGAUAAGUGUGAUUCCUUCUUUUGUUUACAAGGCAAAGAAUUUGCGCACUCUUAAAAUCUAUGGACAUAUUCCUAAUGUUUCUUCUGAGCUAUUCUGUGAAUUAACAUGUCUGAGGACACUAGAUUUGGGUAAUACUUACCUUGAAGAGCUUUCAAAUGAGAUAGAAAAGUUGAUACAUCUAAGGUACCUUAACUUAUCCCAAGCAAGGUUCAAAGAACUACCAGAAACAUUGACUAGACUGUACAAUUUGCAAGUAUUACAGCUUUAUGCUUGCAGGAAUCUUUAUAAACUACCUGAAGGGAUUGGGGGAUUGGUCAAUUUGAUAGAUCUUGGUCUGUUAGAAUGUCAUCAACUAAGUCACUUACCAGAAGGAAUUGGGAAAUUAACCAGAUUACGUGGUUUGUCAGACUUCAUUAUUGGUGGGGUGGAGAGGGGAGGAUGGAAGAUUGGAGAACUAAAAAAUCUCAACUUCCUCAAAGGUUCUCUACGUAUAAUAUCUUUGGAGAGAGUGAAAAAUGGAAAUGAGGCUAAGAUGGCAUGCUUGAAGGAUAAGCAAAAGAAGGAGAAGGAAGAAGAUGAGGAUGGAGGAUGUGCUAGAAAGUCUCCAACCGCAUCCAAACCUUGAGAAACUAAUAAUGAGGGAUUACUCAGGUGCUGUGUUCCCCAACUGGAUGGGUAGCCACGCUGAAUUCAUGAUUUUCUCCAAUCUGAUUUCUUGGAACUGCGUGGACAUAGGAGGUGUAAGCAAUUGCCUUCAACUCUGGGGAAACUACCGUUCCUUGAAACCCUUGUAAUUGCUGAAAUGUAUAAGGUGAAAUUCAUGGGUGUUGAGUUUUUUGCAAUCGAUGAUGCUAUUAGAAGUGACAAUGGGGUUGACACAAUAUUCCCAAAACUCAAAGUAUUUCAGAUUGAUGGGAUGUGGAAUUUGAAAGAGUGGGAUAUGAGAGUACAAGAAAAAUAUGGAAAAGAAUUCAGCUUUAUGCCGUGUCUUGAGUAUCUUUCUCUUAUUGUAUUGCCCAAGUUAAGGUCGUUUCCACAACACCUUACCCAGUCUCUGUCCCUGAAGAAAUUGUUCAUAUGGUAUUGUCCAAAGUUGAAUUGGAUGCCAUCUCCAUCAUCCCAUCUUCCUUUUCUACACUUUGAGGAGUUGAUUUUAAAAUGGGAUGCAGGUUCAUUUUCAAAGUCAUUAGUUGCAAACAACCACAUGUUUUUCCCUAAGCUCAGAUUGUUAAGUGUAAGAAAAUCACCUUACUCGUCGUUACCUGAAGGCCUAGGGAACCUCACAUCACUUGAGACUCUAGAUAUCCGAACCUGUUCUAAGAUAAAGUCAAUACCUGAGAAGGAGUUGCGGCAUCUCACCACACUAAAAGAGUUGACGAUCGUGAGGUGUCCUGCCUUGAGACGACGUUGCAAAAAGGACAUAGGAGAGGAUUGGAGCAAGAUAUUCCACAUCCCAAAAAUCUUUAUUGAUGGUGAUAUGAUCAAACAAGGAACUGCUUCCACAACAACAGGACAUGGUGGAAAGAAGAGCGAACAAGACGCAACACAUCACAUACUUAAAAGUAAGCACAAUAUGUUAAAUUUUUAAGCAAUGCUUAAGUAGUGGAGUUCAUGCUGCUUUCAUAUUC